GCCUACUCUACCUCCCAGCGGUCCCUCCGCCGUAAGCUGCAAUAUUUCCCCCAACUUUACCCCUCUUUUUCUUUAUAAUAACAGCACCAUUCGAACCACCCGGGUUUUAAAUUCUGAACUUUCUACACUCUCCUCUCUUUCUCUCCCUCACUCUAAUAGCUUCACGUUCGUCGGCAAUGGCGUCUUUCUUCUGAUCUCCCCUUUCUCAUUCUCCCUCUUCUGAUCUCCCUUUCUCAUUCACACUCUUAUAGCUAAUAUGGCUACCUCAGACCGAAAUUUUCUAACAACAGAUUUCAGAACAACAGUAAUUGCAGCAGCAAGAACAGCCUUCCUCCUCGUCGGAAUAGUCUCCACCACCAUCAUUCUCGCCUCAACCGCGGUGCCCUUUUCCGCCGAUCUUCUCUCUUCCGCCCUCCCUCGUAUCAGAACCCUCGCCUUUGCUUGGCUCUCGCCAUCUUACCUCUUCAUCACCGUCCAUUUCAUCAUCAUCGUCAUCUGGAAGCUUCACGAUCACAACAUGAACUACCACCCCCCAGCACAAAAUGAAUUAGAAAUCCUAUUCCCGCAGAAGCCAUCGGAAAUCACCGGCGCCAUUCCACCAGAUCCCGAGCCAGAUCCGCCGGAUUCCAACCCGGAUCCGCCCAAAUCCGGAGGGACGGACCCCGAUGAGUCGCAUGACACCAUUGAUGCGACCUGGAAGGCUAUCGUGGAAAAGGGCGCCGAGAAGGCUGAUUCCGCGGCGCAGCCUCGGAUGAAGAAGAGCGAUUCCUGGGAGAGGUAUGGCCGCGCUCUGGAGGCAUCGCCGGAGGUAAGACUGGAGACGAGGUUUAGGAAGUCGGAGACGUUUCGGAGAGUUUCGGUGGGAAGGGAGGAGCUAUUUGGGCGAGCGGAGGCGUUCAUCAGAACGCAAUAUGAGCAGCGACGACUUCAGCGUCAGGAGUCCGUGCAGCGAUACUUCGAGAUGGUGAACGCUGCCUGCUGAAAAUGGUAUUGGAAGAAGACACAAAGGGGAAUAGAAACCCUAAUCUGCUGGAUCGAUGAAAUCCGUGCAACUUCUUGUGAGAUAGUGUAAAUAGUUCAGGUGUUUGAUGUUCGAGUGAGUAUUUGUGUGAGAUUGACGGAGAUGUGGAUUGUCGUCUUCUUGUUCUGGCUGGUCACGCUUAUUUCUCCCAGUUUCGAGGGCAGAUCUUCUGUGAUUUACGGGCCACUACACUGUUAACUGCAGUGACGGAUGAUUGGUUCUUGAAACAGAACACGGUUUUGUUUGAAAGUUGAAAUCCGGAAAUUUAAAUAAAUAAAAUAGAUGUU
This is a messenger RNA of Phalaenopsis equestris, 1308 nucleotides long. RefSeq lists its product as uncharacterized. NCBI's taxonomy places the organism in Eukaryota, Viridiplantae, Streptophyta, Magnoliopsida, Asparagales, Orchidaceae. Bases 257 to 982 code for a protein of 241 amino acids. The record is from RefSeq and is a predicted model, not a curated record. The transcript has a single exon.